Ilyonectria robusta is the source of this 1185-nucleotide messenger RNA. Its product is annotated as kinase-like domain-containing protein. The record is from RefSeq and is a predicted model, not a curated record. The transcript is spliced from 6 exons. Gene Ontology annotation, biological process: signal transduction; protein phosphorylation. Lineage: Eukaryota; Fungi; Ascomycota; Sordariomycetes; Hypocreales; Nectriaceae. Gene Ontology annotation, molecular function: protein serine/threonine kinase activity; protein serine/threonine/tyrosine kinase activity; ATP binding. Bases 1 to 1185 code for a protein of 394 amino acids. Gene Ontology annotation, cellular component: cytoplasm.
AUGUCGGCUCACCGGCCAAAUGCGUUCAAUAGCCUGAGGAUGGGAGAGGUGAUCCGCGAGAAAGUCCAAGAUGGCGUAACUGGCGAAACCCGGGAUCUUCAAUACACACAGUGCAAAAUUGUCGGAAACGGCUCCUUCGGCGUUGUCUUCCAGACCAAACUGUCCCCUUCAGGAGAAGACGCCGCCAUCAAGCGUGUUCUUCAGGACAAGAGAUUCAAGAACCGUGAACUUCAGAUAAUGCGCAUUGUCCGACACCCCAACAUUGUCCAGCUCAAGGCCUUUUACUACUCCAACGGUGAACGCAAAGAUGAAGUCUACCUCAACUUGGUCCAGGAGUUCGUUCCAGAAACCGUCUACCGUGCCUCCCGAUUCUUCAACAAGAUGAAGACGACCAUGCCGAUCCUCGAGGUUAAGCUGUACAUCUACCAGCUGUUCAGGGCUCUGGCGUACAUCCACUCCCAAGGCAUCUGCCAUCGAGAUAUCAAGCCCCAGAACCUCCUCCUCGACCCCAACAGUGGCAUCCUCAAGCUCUGUGAUUUCGGUAGCGCAAAGAUUCUGGUGGAGAACGAGCCCAAUGUGUCAUACAUUUGCUCCCGGUACUACCGUGCUCCCGAGUUGAUUUUCGGUGCCACCAACUACACUACCAAGAUUGAUGUGUGGUCGACAGGUUGCGUUAUGGCUGAGCUCAUGCUCGGUCAACCGCUCUUCCCUGGCGAGUCCGGUAUCGACCAACUAGUGGAGAUCAUCAAGGUCUUGGGAACGCCUACUCGAGAACAGAUCCGAACCAUGAACCCCAACUACAUGGAGCACAAGUUCCCUCAAAUCAAGCCCCACCCCUUCGGCAAGGUCUUCCGCAAAGCUGAUGCGAACGCCAUCGACCUCAUUGCCCGUCUGCUUGAGUACACUCCCACGGAGAGGCAGGCUGCUGUUGACGCCAUGGUCCAUCCUUUCUUCGACGAGCUCCGAGACCCUAGCACAAAGCUGCCCGACUCGAGACACGGUACUGGCCAGCUCCGGGACAUGCCCACUCUGUUCGACUUCACCCGACAUGAACUUUCCAUUGCACCGAACCUGAACCACAAGCUGGUGCCCGCGCACAUUCGCCCUAUUCUCCUGUCCCAAGGUCUCGACAUUGAUCACUUCACGCCUUUAUCGAAGCAGGAGAUGAUAGCAAAACUCGAUUGA